AUGAACGCAGCGAUAGCAGAGGCUAGUCGAAUAAGGAAGUUGGCACCCGAGCUCGGCGUCUCUGUGCAGAACGCGUUCGGGUCCGCAGCAGAGGUUGCCUUAACUGAGGAGAAUUCUAUCGAAAUGCUGGAAGUGGACAACCCUGUGUCCAAGGACCAGACUCGGAGCCUGUUGGGCAUUUUUUCCUACGUUGGAAUAUUGCCAUCCAGCUUUCAAUCAUGUGCGAGUAGUAUGGCGAGUGGUACGUUCGGUAGUGAUAAAAAUACGCAAGUCGCGAUACAAGAGCAGGCAGAGGACGUUAAGGUUUACACGGAGGUCCCUACUGGGAUGGAUAGCGAGAAAUCUGCGAAACAGAUGUGGAACCUAAUUGACGGUGCUAUGUUGACGAAUUGUGCUAGCCGGGCCAGUAUUAACAGCGGGGAUAUCCCGAUGAUGGAAGUACAGCAGGCGAGCGAUCCGGGCAGUGCUCCUACGACUCAUAAGAGCGCCUCUCUACCAUGGUAUGCAUGGUUGCUUAUCGCUAUUGGUAUUGUCAUCGUUAUAGCAGCUUGUGUUUAUGUUUGGUGGCUUCUGUCAUCGAGACGGAAACAACGUGAGAAGCAAGCUAAGAUGUCGGAGUCUUGUGAAGGAGCUGGUGAGGGUAGCAGUGAGAGAGGAUUGAUCUCUGGUGUUGCCCCUGCAACAGGGUAUGUCGAUGAUGAUGCCGCAACAGCAACUGUCACGGGAAUAGGUAGCAUAUCAACCCAUGCGAGACUGCCUUCAUCUGCAACUCAUCGAGCCUCGGUACUGGCUGAGGUUCCCACAGCAGUAGUGUCUGUGAAUCCUGAUGGUUCGCUUACCCCUCGGUUACCUCUGGCGCCCAAGAAUCCCGCACCCAAGUCCUCGAUCUCUCUCAUCGCGUCAACGCCCAACUCGCACCCUCAUUGGGAUACCACACGUUCUCAUGAGGCCCCAUACUGAACCAUAGUUCAUACCACUCCACCGUUACAUUAAGAUCAUUCGCGCGCCAUUCACAGCAACACGAGCUGCUAGGGCUGCCAUUGCUGUAGUUUUCUUUGUGUAAUUACUAACUCUUGACCUAUAUCCGCGACUGUAUGUCAUCGGUCUAAUACUGUAGUCUAGCUUUGUGGACCACCCUCUCCGGUUCUAUUGUACUGUAGCCGGUUGCAUGCCCAACACAAUGUCUCUAUGCAGGCUCGAAUUUUCCCGCUCCAUUUGACUCCUUCCAAGGAGGUUUACUCGAAAGGCUCGAGGCUAAUAGUGCAUGCAAAAGGCACAAGAUGUCGUCUCUUCGACUCUGCGAGUGGUAGUGUCAUGGCAACCUAGGUUGGUUGAACUGUCCUCCAAGUCGCGGAGAUCGUUCUGUCGGUUGUUGACACCUAUCAUUGCUCUAUACAUAGUUCUACAAUGUUACUUCUCAUAAGGAAUCAAUAACCCUUUUUCGCAAUGAUACUACCGCUCAAUCAUCCUCUGUCUCGGCUAAGAGCCAUAGCGGUGGCCAUUGGUGUACUUGUACUUUUCUUAUGCA
This is a messenger RNA of Perkinsus marinus ATCC 50983, 1528 nucleotides long. RefSeq lists its product as hypothetical. The record is from RefSeq and is a predicted model, not a curated record. The transcript has 4 exons. Lineage: Eukaryota; Perkinsozoa; Perkinsida; Perkinsidae. The coding region runs from base 1 to 960 and encodes 319 amino acids.